Messenger RNA from Penicillium atrosanguineum, 1554 nucleotides. RefSeq names its product sugar porter family MFS transporter. Gene Ontology annotation, molecular function: carbohydrate:proton symporter activity. Gene Ontology annotation, biological process: transmembrane transport; carbohydrate transport. Gene Ontology annotation, cellular component: membrane. Lineage: Eukaryota; Fungi; Ascomycota; Eurotiomycetes; Eurotiales; Aspergillaceae. The transcript is spliced from 7 exons. The coding region runs from base 1 to 1554 and encodes 517 amino acids. The record is from RefSeq and is a predicted model, not a curated record.
AUGGGGAAGCUCCCUGGUUUCAGCAAUGUGUACCUCAUCAGCGGGUUGACGACCGUCGGCGGCCUGAUUCAGGGCUUCGACGUGUCAAGCAUGUCCGCGAUCAUUGGUACGGAUCAAUACAAAACAUAUUUCAACAAGCCCGAUUCAGUCCUUCAAGGCGGUAUCACUGCAAGUAUGGCGGGCGGCUCCCUUCUCGGAUCGCUCUUCUCGUCUUGGACCAGCGACCGGCUCGGUCGACGCGAUUCGCUUUUCAUCGCAUGCAUCGUUUGGUUGGUCGGAUCGACCUUGAUGUGCGCCGUGCAAGAUGUCGCGAUGCUGAUUGUCUCACGCAUUUUAAAUGGAUUCGCUGUCGGCAUGUUAACCAGUCAAGGGCCGAUCCUGAUCGCCGAAAUCAGCUUGCCUCAUCAACGUGGUCGCCUUCUUUCUUUACAGCAAUGGAUGAUUACUUGGGGUAUCCUGAUUAUGUAUUUUAUCAGCUAUGGAGCUUCUUUCAUGGGGAAUAAUGGUUCCUUUCGCCUUCCCUGGGGAAUCCAGAUGAUCCCUGCGAUUAUUCUCAUGUCAUGUUUACCGAUGAUGCCCCGCUCGCCCCGCUGGCUCGCUUCAAAGGAUAGAUGGGAGGAGGCCACUGAAGUUCUUGCACGGCUUCACGCCAAGGGGAACAUGCUCGAUCCUAUUGUGAUUGCUCAAACCCAGGAGAUCCGCGACAAGAUUGAGCAGGAACGGCAAUAUCAAAGCUUGUCAUGGCUCGAGCUCUUCAACUCUCGCAAUAUCGUUCGUGUCCAUUGCGCUAUCUUCACACAUGUUUGGGCUCAAAUGACUGGAACCAAUGCCAUGAUGUACUAUAUUGUCUACAUUUUCCAGAUGGCUGGCUUGACCGGCAACCAGACACUUGUUUCUGCUUCCAUUCAGUAUAUUAUCAACGUGGUCAUGACUCUCCCAGCACUAAUUUUCAUCGAUCGCCUACCUCGGCGCAAACUUUUUAUCUUCGGAGCGCUAGGGAUGGGUGUUUUUCAAUUUAUUCAAGCAGGUCUCAUGGCUACCUACGGACAUUCUGUUCCAGGUGGGCUUGAGGGCUCUCCCACGGUGACAUGGAAGGUUACCAAUUCCAAGGCAUCGAAGGCUAUCAUUGCAUGCUCGUAUCUCUUCAUCGCAACCUAUGCACCGACCUGGGGGCCGCUUGGCUGGGCCUACCCUCCUGAGAUCAUCCCACUGUACAUCCGAAGCAAGGCCGUGUCCCUUGCAACAUUCUUCAACUGGGGCUGCAACUUCGCCCUGACAUUCUUCACGCCUCCUGGAUUCCAGAACAUCCAGUGGAGGAUCUACUGUGUUUUUGGAACCCUAUGUUUUGUUGCAGCCAUUCAUGUGUUUUUCCUAUUCCAGGAAACCGUUGGCAAGUCAUUGGAGGAAAUUGAUGAAAUAUUCGAGAAACAGAGUGUCUGGGCUUUCAAGGCUAGGCAAGAGCCCAGUCAGCUUAUAGCUGAUAUCGAGCAGGCUAAGGAAGACAUCGGCAUUGGCAAAGUCGGUGUGAGCCACGUCCAGACAUCCAAGCCUUAA